GUGAUGUACUAGGUGCUUCGUAAUCCUCUUUAAACAGGUGGAAUUUGUUGCAGGAUGUCUUUGUUGCUUGCUGCAAAGAGCGUUUGGCGUCAGCAAUCGGUGAUCAUGCUCUCUCUUCGAUUAAUCCUAAGCGACCUGAGCAAAUGAUCGACGGGAACUCGGUUCUCAGGUCAACAAAGCGUGCUACUCUUGACUACGUAGUGAACGUAAUUAAUAUCGUAAACUCUUUAACUGCGAAUUGUACAUCACAAAUACGUCUGCCGCAUUUCACAUCGAAGGUCAUUGACUUUCAACUCACACUACAUUCCGUUACAGCCAGUAGCGUCGAUCCUCCUCCGAUCGACACACUCAAGUCUUAUUUAGUAGACUUUUAAACUUUUCUACAAACUUCUCGCAUAUUCAUUAACAGAUCUCAUAAACACUAACGCACGUCGUCCUGCGCUUUAUUUGUUCUUCCUUCACGAUGUUUGGGGCAAUUUGUGCUGGUCGCCUGGUUCAAACGAAUCUUCAACAAAUAUCUGAAAAUCAGUUCCUCUUCGUCCUCGAAAAUGCAGAGUCCAUAAACCACAUCGUUGUUUUCGUACUUCCUACCUCUCCCUUUCCUAAUGGAUUUGGCGCCAAAGUCUACUUUCAAUGGCCAGACAAACCAUUUCAAUACCUGGGAUACCUUACUAACGAAAAACCCAGUGCCAUUUUCCGUUUGAAAAAUACCGUACAGCAAUUCACACAGGGUGCUGGUCCCGUUAGCGGUAUCACAGCCAGUCUUGGCAUUAGUGUUGAACCGCUGGAAAGCAUUGCACAGGAAGCAAUGGCUUCCAGCUCCUCAACUGCUCUUGCCAAACCCGCUGCUCCUCCGUCUUCUAUUGCAGAACGUAUCCUCAAAAACUUGUACAACUUUUUGGCUAGCUUUGCCGUCUCCAACUUGCCUCCAUAUGCCACGGGACUCGGUGAUUUGCGACCCAACGAUACUUAUGUGCCGCUUCGUGUGUUCCAAGACUGGCAUGCGAAGUUCCUUAGUAAGCUCACCAACAAUCCCAACUUCUUAAACGAGGAUCAGGCGUAACAUUCAUGCCAGACAAUGGCUGCAUAACCUUUAAAAUUAGCGGGAGAGGGUGUGUAAGUACGGAUAUGAAUAGUGCGUAUUGUUAGCGAAUAUUUUUUUCCCCUGUGAGUGUUUUCCAAAAACAGUUCGGAUGCUGUUUAUGUCCUUGGAAACACAGCAAGGUUCUCUACCCGUAGGAGACCACAUGCCAUUCCACUCGCAAGCCAACCAGCAUAUUUGAAGUUUGGGUUCCACUCUACCUUGCUGAUUUGCACUUGCCAAGGAUGCACGUACAAGCUUACCUUUCGUGGUUUAGGCAGAUUGGGACGAAAGUUUUCGAGUAACCGAUACACAUCAUAUUUCGAGCUGUACUCAAGCUGAUAUAACCGAUAGACACUCAUUUUGAAUUUGUGGGACCAACCCAGUAACCUGAAGGGAUUCAUCACCGUAACAAUGCCAUCUGCUCCGCCAGCUGCUACAAACGGGUGCCGGACGGUUGUACCGAUACUCAUCACAGAUCCAUUCCGCUCAUCUAGUGUAGGAUUUAAUGGAGAUCCACGGAUGGACUCGAGAAUAACACUUUGUGAUUCAUGUCCAAUUACAGUAGAUUGUAACAUAUCACUCCAUGCAAUGGACUGACAUACAUCUAAAUAGUAAUGUUAGUUUUGAAAACAAUGUGGUCCCUGUUUUGCUUACCUCUUUUGUGCGAUCGGCUCAUACUGUCCAAUUCAGGAUCACGCAGAUCAAAUAACUUCGUAUAGCAAUCGUAGGAAUUGGUAAGGAAAAUGUAAG
Messenger RNA from Schizosaccharomyces japonicus yFS275, 1834 nucleotides. Its product is annotated as inositol metabolism protein Opi10. The record is from RefSeq and is a predicted model, not a curated record. The coding region runs from base 464 to 1063 and encodes 199 amino acids. Gene Ontology annotation, cellular component: nuclear envelope. Gene Ontology annotation, biological process: protein import into nucleus. The transcript has a single exon. Gene Ontology annotation, molecular function: nuclear import signal receptor activity. Lineage: Eukaryota; Fungi; Ascomycota; Schizosaccharomycetes; Schizosaccharomycetales; Schizosaccharomycetaceae.